Kwoniella mangroviensis CBS 8507 is the source of this 2094-nucleotide messenger RNA. RefSeq lists its product as uncharacterized. Lineage: Eukaryota; Fungi; Basidiomycota; Tremellomycetes; Tremellales; Cryptococcaceae. The transcript has 5 exons. The coding region runs from base 1 to 2094 and encodes 697 amino acids. The record is from RefSeq and is a predicted model, not a curated record.
AUGAGAGAUCCUCCAAGAUCAAGAGAAUGGCAAGAUUACUAUGAUAAUCAAAAAACAUACAUACCCCCUUCGUACCCUACCACAACGUCUCGUUAUUCAAGGGCACAUUCACCUCCAACAUCACCGAGAAGAUCAUCCAGUGGCUACACUGCUGCACGAGAGCAGGGUAAUCGGUGGAACCUUUUCGAGGGAAUGACGAUCUACAUUCAUCCGAGGGAGAACGAAACUUCUCAUGAGGUUAGGAGGAGAUUAAAUCUGAUGGAUAAGAUCAAGUACCACGGCGGAUCCUUAUCUGUGAAGCCUAAUGCCUCAUACGUUACCACCGUCCUCAUUCACCUUCCACAGACAUACCCAAGACAUACCGUCCUGCUUAUUGAUCGACCUCGGGAAAUACCAAACAUAGGCGAAUGGACGAGGGACGAGCUAGUCCAACAUCUCGCUAAAGUCUCCACCACCGAAGAUAGUCCCGUGUACCAAUAUGGGAGGAAGAGGGUGUUGAGAAUCGAUUGGGCAGAAGAGUGUUUGAGGGAUGGGAGACUUAGGGGGGAGAAUGAGAGCUGGGGUGGAUGGGAAGUAAGGGCUACAUACGAUCCAAAAUUGGUCAAUGACCAUAGUUCUUAUCAAACCCUUAGCGCUGACUAUGGAUUCAAUGAAUACCUAUCUCAACAAGAAGAUGAUAGACUUGAAGCGAGAUUCCAGCUAUCACCAGAAUCAUAUACAUCACCCGCUGAACACGUCGAGACGCUGGCCCAAGAUCCCAGAAAAUACCUACGAGCUAAAGCUGAUCAAUUAAAGGGCGGUGUAGUAGGGGACAGGGAGAAUAUCAUCGGGUCAAUUACCGAUGAAAGGGGUCAUUCGCAAGAGGAAGCGAACACAUAUGAAACCCAAGAAGAAGCUUCGAUAUCGAUCGAAGAGCCUAUGCCUGAGUAUGAUACGGAUGCUACUGAUCUUUCCGGGUCGAGGGAUUCACAAAGGGAUCGAUCACUUCAAAUAGAGGAUAUUCACAUUGACGAAAUCAGAGCGAAUAAUGGAGAAAAAGUUGAGCAAAGUCAAGCUCAUGGACUGGUGGAGCCUGAAGGAGUGCAUACGAUCAACACAGUACAAGAAUCUAGGGGCAGCGGACAGGGUAUCAUCGUAGAUAUUCAUGUGAAGGAAGAUAUUAGGAAGCAAGUAUAUGGAGAUAAAGAGGUCACGUCUACCGAUGUCGAGGAUGAGACAGAGAGGGUAGAGGUUAAGCCGGAGGAUGGUGAUAGCAUCAUUCGACCAGGUGGAAGCAAAAUUGAAGAAACUGAGGAUGGGACAGAAGGAAAUGAUAACAGGCCGAAAGAAAGUCAGAAUGAGGUAGGAGACAAUGAGAAUAAGAAAGAAGAUCAAGACGAUGGUUCGACCGAUACCAAGCCUGUUAUCAUGGACAAUGACGAGGAACCAUCCAAAGACGAUAUUGGUCAAAACUCGUUACGAUCUCAAUCACAAUCACGAUCUAUAAGAUCACGUUCAUCUUCUAGCAGAUAUAGUCUCUCCCAAGGUUCCCACAACCAAUCAACUAGGUCAUCCGCCAGCGAAGCUCCAACUGCGAAUGCGGUGUCAGCUGCAACAAGAGUUCCGUCAUCGCCUACAGCCUCUCAGUUCUUUGCAGUCCCGAGAGUGGAACAAAGGGUAUUCACCCGAGGUGUCUUGUUACCACACACAUUCUGUGUACUGGGAGAAGGAAGGGAGAAGAGAUUUACCGAAAGGAUUAUUACCAGCGGUGAGGGUAUAAUCGCAUCUUCCGGAUCCGCUAUCUUCCUUAUCGUUCUCUUAUCACCCGAACAAAAUGCAUCUCUUGCAGACCAUCCAGAGGUGUGCAGAAUGGUCAGAAAGAUACAAAGCGAGCCUGGUAGGAGGGCAGUCUCGGUUGAUUGGGUAGAAGAUUGUAUAGAACGAAAUACACUCUUACCUCUCGAGGGCUAUGUGAUGGCUGCUGUUGAGGAUAGAAGUGCUGAGCCAAUCAGCCCUCCACCCAGUGGGAGUGGCUCGAGUGAUUCCGGAAGUAAGAAGAGGGAUGGAGGGGCCAGGGAUGGUCGAGAAGGCAGUAAGAAAAAAAGUAGGACUUAG